Messenger RNA from Sarcophilus harrisii (Tasmanian devil), 2337 nucleotides. It is a transcript of the gene TUBGCP2, whose product is annotated as tubulin gamma complex associated protein 2. Lineage: Eukaryota; Metazoa; Chordata; Mammalia; Dasyuromorphia; Dasyuridae. Bases 333 to 2267 code for a protein of 644 amino acids. Gene Ontology annotation, biological process: mitotic cell cycle; meiotic cell cycle; spindle assembly. Gene Ontology annotation, molecular function: microtubule minus-end binding; gamma-tubulin binding. Gene Ontology annotation, cellular component: centrosome; equatorial microtubule organizing center; gamma-tubulin small complex. The transcript is spliced from 15 exons. The record is from RefSeq and is a predicted model, not a curated record.
AGGCGGGCCACGGCCCCAACUUGCAACAGUCUCAGGAACUGACGCGGAAGCUGCUCCGGGACAAACAGAGCAAGAGGAACUCUGGCCACCACCUGCCCGUGUUCCCCUCCUGGGUCUACGAGAGGCCCACCCUGAUCGGGGACUUCUUGGUGGGCUCCGGGGUCGGCUCGGACUCACCUGCUCCCAUCGGCAGCCUGCCCUUGGCCUCCCAGGAGGCCACGGUCGUGGAGGACCUGCUGUACCUUCUGGUGGGCGUGGACGGACGGUACAUCACGGCGCAGGCGCUGCUCGGCAGGCAGAGCCGCACUUUCCUCGUGGACCCCAACCUGGACAUGUCUGUGAAGGAGCUGGUGAACCGAAUCCUCCCAGUGGCUGCCAGUUAUUCCACAGUGACCAGGUUCAUUGAGGAGAAGUCCUCCUUUGAGUACGGCCAGGUCAAUCACGCCCUGGCGGCCGCCAUGCGGACACUGGUCAAGGAGUACAUGAUCCUGGUCACUCAGCUGGAGCACCUGCAGAGGCAGGGCCUGCUCUCCCUGCAGAAGCUCUGGUUCUAUAUCCAGCCCACCAUGCGCACCAUGGAGAUCCUGGCCUCCCUUGCCACCUCUGUGGACAAAGGUGAGUGCCUGGGGGGCGCCACCCUGAGCCUCCUCCACGACCGCAGCUUCAACUACACGGGGGACAGCCAGGCCCAGGAGCUCUGCCUCUACCUGACCAAGGCCGCCAGCGUGCCCUACUUUGAGAUCCUGGAGAAGUGGAUCUACCGCGGGAUCAUCAAUGACCCCUACAGCGAGUUCAUGGUGGAGGAGCACGAGCUGCAGAAGGAGAAGAUCCAGGAGGACUACAACGACAAGUAUUGGGACCAGCGGUACACCGUGGUGCAGCCCCAGAUCCCUUCCUUCCUCCAGAAGAUGGCCGACAAGAUCCUCAGCACAGGCAAGUACCUGAACGUGGUCCGAGAGUGCGGCCAUGACGUGACGUGCCCCGUGGCCAAGGAGAUCGUCUACACGCUGAAGGAGCGCGCCUACGUGGAGCAGAUCGAAAAGGCCUUCAACUACGCCAGCCGCGUGCUGCUGGACUUCCUGAUGGAGGAGAAGGAGCUUGUGGCGCACCUGAGGUCCAUCAAGCACUACUUCCUCAUGGACCAGGGCGACUUCUUCGUGCACUUCAUGGACCUGACCGAGGAGGAGCUCAAGAAGCCCGUGGAUGACAUCAUCCCGACCCGGCUGGAGGCGCUGCUGGAGCUGGCCCUGAGGAUGAGCACGGCCAACACGGACCCCUUCAAGGAUGACCUGAAGAUUGACCUGAUGCCCCAUGACCUCAUCACACAGCUCUUGCGCGUCCUCGCCAUCGAGACCAAGCAGGAGAAGUCGAUCCUCAGCGCGGACCCCACGGAGCUGACCCUGAGCGGCCUCGAGGCCUUUUCCUUCGACUACAUCGUCAAGUGGCCGCUGUCACUAAUCAUCAACAGGAAGGCGCUCACGCGCUACCAGAUGCUCUUCCGCCACAUGUUCUACUGCAAGCACGUGGAGCGGCAGCUCUGCAACGUCUGGAUCAGCAACAAGACGGCCAAGCAGUUCUCCCUGCACUGCGCCAAGUGGUUCGCUGGGGCCUUCACGCUGAGGCAGCGCAUGCUGAACUUCGUCCAGAACAUACAGUACUACAUGAUGUUCGAGGUGAUGGAGCCCACCUGGCACAUCCUGGAGAAGAACCUGAAGUCGGCGUCCAACAUCGACGAUGUGCUGGGUCACCACACAAGCUUCCUGGACAACUGCCUGAAGGACUGCAUGCUGACCAACCCCGAGCUGCUCAAGGUCUUCUCCAAGCUCAUGUCCGUCUGCGUCAUGUUCACCAACUGCAUGCAGAGGUUCACCCAGAGCAUGAAGCUGGACGGUGAGCUGGGCCGCCCCCCCGUGGAACCCGGCACCAUGCUGGGCCCCCCCACAGAGGCCGAACGGGCCGAGGAAGCGCUCAAGAGGAAACUGGCCACUAAGCACCUGGCGGAGCAUGUGGACGCGCUGCAGAUGACCUCGGGCUUCGAGGCCACCAUCACCAAGUUCGACAAGAACUUCUCGGCGCACCUGCUGGACCUCCUGGACAAGCUGAGCGUGUUCAGCACUAACGACUGCGAGCACAGCAUGGUCAGCGUCAUCUCCAGGCUGGACUUCAACGGCUUCUACACGGAGCGGCUGGAGCGCCUGUCGGCCGAGAGAAGCCGGAAGGCGGCAGCCCCGAUGCCCGUGCCCAGGACGGUGGUGCCCGUGCAGUGAGGGCCAGUGCCUGGAGGGCCACGGCCGUGUGUAUCUGAGAGACGGAGAUUAAAAGCGCAUUUAGGCCGAA